This is a messenger RNA of Aspergillus candidus, 933 nucleotides long. RefSeq names its product CSN8/PSMD8/EIF3K family protein. The transcript is spliced from 2 exons. Gene Ontology annotation, biological process: regulation of translational initiation. Gene Ontology annotation, cellular component: eukaryotic translation initiation factor 3 complex; cytoplasm. The record is from RefSeq and is a predicted model, not a curated record. Gene Ontology annotation, molecular function: ribosome binding; translation initiation factor activity. NCBI's taxonomy places the organism in Eukaryota, Fungi, Ascomycota, Eurotiomycetes, Eurotiales, Aspergillaceae. Bases 101 to 841 code for a protein of 246 amino acids.
CGCCUCUCUGAAGAUCCACCUCACGUCUUCUUCUCCUCCCACUUCUACCUCGAACUCCUCUCCUCCUCUCCUCCUCCUUCUCCUCAUUACCGAUUUCAAAAUGGUUGCCGCUUUUGACAAGUGCGAGACCCGGCCGGCCAACAUCGACGCCAUCCUCGAGGGCCUGGACCGAUAUAACCCCGAGACCACCACCAUCUUCCAAGACUAUGUCGCCCAGCAGUGCGAGGACCGGACGUUCGAUUGCUAUGCCAACCUGGCUCUCCUGAAGCUCUACCAAUUCAACCCCCACCUCCUCCAGGCCGAGACGGCGACCAACGUCCUCACCAAGGCUCUCACCGUCUUCCCCUCGCCCGCUUUCUCCCUCUGCCUUGCCCUGCUCCCCGCCUACACCCAGCCCUUCAACACCGACGGCCAAGCCGCCGCCCAGAACAACGACUUCGUCGAGUCCGUCCAGAAGCUCGCGCAGCUAUCCACCCUCCUGGAGUCCGCCCAGUAUGCCCAGUUCUGGUCCACCCUGAACUCGGACGACCUGUACGCCGAUCUGGUCGCCGACGUCGCCGGCUUCGAGGAGCUCGUGCGCAUCCGCAUCGCCUUCGAGAUCGGAAAGACCUUCCGCGAGAUCAGCAUCGAUAUCCUCGAGCAGUGGCUGGAUCUGCGCAGCCGCGACGCCCUGGAGAAGUUCGCUACCGAGGUCUGCAGCUGGCAGGUCGACAACGCCGCUGGCGUCGUCCGCGUGCCCACCAACAAGGAGAACGAGGUCCGCAGCGAGGUCAAGAGCGAGCGCGUCGGCAUCGACAUGUUCGGCCGUGUGAUCCGUAGAGGAUUCGAGCAGGCUGCUUGAGAUUUCUCUUUUUUCUUUUUCCUCUAUUCCUUUUUCAUAUCAAAUGAGGGGGAUUCUGCAUCCCCUCAUUGGGAGGGGGCUACCUGAGCCCG